Messenger RNA from Lodderomyces pseudojiufengensis, 1389 nucleotides. It is a transcript of the gene PRP42, whose product is annotated as mRNA splicing protein. Gene Ontology annotation, biological process: mRNA 5'-splice site recognition; RNA processing. Bases 1 to 1389 code for a protein of 462 amino acids. The record is from RefSeq and is a predicted model, not a curated record. Gene Ontology annotation, molecular function: protein binding. The transcript has a single exon. Lineage: Eukaryota; Fungi; Ascomycota; Pichiomycetes; Serinales; Debaryomycetaceae. Gene Ontology annotation, cellular component: U1 snRNP; commitment complex; U2-type prespliceosome.
AUGUCACAUCAGAAUCGACCUAAGAAAUGGAAUGAUGUAUCAUUAGAAUUAAUAAAAGAUCCAGAUAAUUUUCAAAUAUGGCAAAAAUUAAUUGAAUCAGCUGAAUAUAAUGAUAGACAAGGUAUAUCAAAAUCAACAUCACCAAAUAAAUUAAAUCAAUUAAGAAUAAGUUAUGAAAAAUUUUUAGAUAAAUAUCCCUUGAGUUAUAUAUAUUGGAUUAAAUAUGCUGAUUGGGAAUUUAAAUUAGGAAAUACUGAAUUAUCUUUAGCAGUAUAUGAAAGAAGUUUUACUCAUUUAAAAUAUUGUAUUGAAUUAUGGAUAUCUUUUUUAAAAUUUAAAAUUAAUACUAUUGGUAAUAAUGAAGAAGAGAUUUUGGGGUUGUUUGAAAAAGCAAGAGGUUUAAUUGGUUAUCAUUUUUAUGCUUAUGAAUUUUAUAAUUUAUAUUUAUCAUUUCUUGAAAAUUAUUCAACUGAAGAAAAUCAAUUUAAACGUAAAUAUUAUAUUUUAUUAAGAUUGAUUCUUGAAAUUCCAUUAUAUCAUUAUGAGUACUUCUUCAGGAAAUAUUUUGAUGUAAUAAGUCAAUUAAAUGAUCCAAAAUUUCAAGAAAUUAUCAAAUAUAUUGUACCAGAAAGAGAUCAAAAAAAAAAUCCAAAAAUUUUAGCAGUUCAACUCAAAAAAUUAUUUAUUGAUGCAUAUAUAACAACUCAAUUUAAAGUAUAUGAAUUAUAUCAAUUUGAAAAAAAAAUAACAAAACAUUUUAAUGAUUUUAAAUUUAUAUCAAGACAAAAUUUAGAUAAUUGGAAUUUAUAUUUUGAUUUUUUGCAAUUAAAGCAAUAUCCCUUUGCAUAUAUUGAAAUGAAUUAUUGGAGAUUUGUAUAUAUUACAUGUGCUUAUCCAAGUUGUUGGAUUAAAUUAUCUGAUUUUUAUAAUUAUCAUUUAAAUUAUAAUAUUUCAAAACAAGUAUUAAUUCGAGGUUGGAAAAUAACUGGGAAUUACAAGAUAUUAAUUAAAUUAAUUGAUUUGGAAUUAUUUAUGAAACAAUAUCUUAGAGCAAAAGAUUUAAUAUUAAAUUAUUUAAAAUAUAAUAUUUCAAUACCUAUACCAAUUUAUGAAAAAUUAAUUAAUAUAGAAAGAAUUUUUAAUAAAGAUGAUGAUCAUUUAAUUGAAGUAUUUAGGAUGAUUAUACAAGAUACUCAAAAUGAUUGGUUUUUCAAUGUACUAACUUAUUAUUCUAUUAAUAACGAUAAAAAAUUAAAGCUACUAGAAGAGUUUAAAGAAUUUAAAGGUCAAUUGUAUUAUGACAAAGUAAGUGAACUACUAUCACCAUCACGAAUUACACCAAAAAUCAGCGAUUUCAAAGAAGAUUACCGAAAACUAAUCAAUAAUUAA